This is a messenger RNA of Mercenaria mercenaria, 3824 nucleotides long. Its product is annotated as MAP3K12-binding inhibitory protein 1-like. The transcript has 8 exons. Lineage: Eukaryota; Metazoa; Mollusca; Bivalvia; Venerida; Veneridae. Bases 245 to 994 code for a protein of 249 amino acids. The record is from RefSeq and is a predicted model, not a curated record.
AAUGUGAAGUGACUGAACUGAUGACAAAAAUGUGAAGUUACUGAACUGAGACUGUUGUUCACAUGUUUUGCUUUAAUAUUUGUUCUUCAUUAUGUCUAAACCAUUACAUAUCCUUAUAUGACUUUAGAAUUUUUUGAAGAUUUUUUCUUUACAUUGCAAGUACAGAAUACAUUGAAGAAGACCAUGAAUUUUACAAGAUAACAACAGAAUGUGAGAAAAGAAAAUAGAAACUGGUACCUCAGAAAUGAAUUCACAUACGACAGCAGAUACUGAAAAUUCUCAGGGAGAUGAACAGACAAGUGAAGAGACAGAAAUUUGCCCUGAAAAGAUACGAGAUACAGAUAGCAAUGAAGCUAAUACAGACAGAGAGCAAGUUGGACCACGAUCUGAUGAGAAACACUUGAUACAAAUACUUGCCUCAAAUGAAGAAAUAAACAGAAGAAUAGCGGCAUUGAUAGAGCAGAAGCAGCGUGAAGUUGAUGACAAUAAUUGUCAGGAAUUUUGUGGUGUUCAUCCCGGAUUUCAAGACUUGGAGAACCAAUGUGCUAGAACUGCUGCAGUAUUUGUUCCAAGAGCAGGAGGAAAAAGUCAUAUUAAAGUGAGCCGAGUUGUGAACAUGUAUGGGCCACAGACACGUGCAUUAAGCCAUGCAGCCAGUGAGAGGCUGGCUAUACAAGGAGAACAAAAACAACGCACAAACUUGAUGGAGGGAAUAGCGGAAAGAUUAGAAAACAUGGAGAAACAUCUCAAAAUAACUGGGUCAUCUAAAUCAGAUGUUUACAGCAGAUUAAAAAAUCUAGAGGAAAGAAUUUUAUUUCUGGAAAGUUUGUCCCCAGAAUAUUUCACAUCAGGGCCACCCCAGGCAAAGCGUUCAAGACAUGAUGCAACACCGGCCACUGGACACAACAUUGAUCAGGACUUGAGUUUGUCAGAGAUUGAUGUCAGAAUACAAGCACUUAGAGACUCCUUACUCUGUAAAUCUGUUCGAAGAUGACGGCAGAUACUAGAGAUGUAGAAAUAAAGUGUCGAGAUAUACUUUACACCAGCAUCUGUUGAAAGACUGUAGCUGUUUACUGGUAGGAGUUGAUGGCAAGAGCUCUCUACAAUUAAUAGCUGUUGAGAAAAUGCUUCUGUAAAUUAGAGAAACUUUGUCAAGACAUUUCCAGCCAGUAUGAAAGGAGCAGCAAUAUUUGCUACAAGUUGCUGUGGUACCUGAUAGUCUAUUCAUUGUCUAGUCAAUCUGUACACACCUGGCAGCAGGUAGAGACAAUAGUCAGUCUUAAUACACAUGGCGGCAGAUUGUACACACGGCAGUAGAGAGAGAUAAUAGCUGCUAUAAACUGGAAAUUGUGCAUAAAAACUUCUCAGAACUUAUAAAUUAAAAGACGAUUGAAUGCUGUAGAUAGAUGACAGUGUGCAGAGAAAUUCCUUAGGAGAGAACUAUGUUAUUUAGUUGCAUAUUGUAGAGAAUCUGGCUCUAAUAUUGAAUUGUGUGAUCAAAGUCACUUAUCUUACAGAAUUCCAAAAGACUUGAGUGAUCAUUGGAUGUGGCUGUUGUAUUCAAACUAUUAUGGACAUUACCUUACAUCACUGUAAAUACAGUAUUGAGGUCUAAUAAGUAAAUGUAAUGACCAGUGUAUUGAAGACAUCACCACUGGCCAGUUAUGAUGGUGAUGGAAAAUUGUGCAUUUUUUUGUACUAAGUCAAGGGUCAUAACUUAAGGGUCAGUACACUUAAAAAAAAAUCAGGUUAAAUCUGGAAAAUUUUAAAACCUAAUGUUCAUAUGUCAAUGAAAUCUCCUAUAAGUAUACCUACCCUGAAAUUAACUACACAAUUUAUAAAUGUAUUCCUUGUAAAUACAUUGAAUUUGCAUGUUUGAGGUUGUUCUGCAGAAAUCAUGGCUCAGUGUUAUUUAACUGGAAAGCCUAGAAUAACGCCUCGAUAUAGCAUAAAGAAACCAACAUUUGAAAUACGUCACUGUUAAUUGAUAAAAUUGAUACAGUUACUAUCUUUCUACAUUUUAUUUGUAAGAGCAAUAAUGUAGAAAGGUGAAAUUUUCAAAAUAUGUCAUAAAAUCUGCUUGAAAUUUAUGGAUCUGUUUUAUUAUGGGCAAAUAAUUAUCUCCAAAAUAAAAGCAGAGUGAUACAUUUUUAUUGUCCAUAGGACUGAUAAUACAUUGAUAUAAAAGUUUGUGAAGUUUUGUUAAAUUCGCCCCAUGUGGUUCUGGGAUGAUCUGUGUAUAAAAAGAAUUGGAACCACUGCCUUACCCUUGCAUGAUCGUAAGAGGCGACUAAUAGGGUCUUAACACUUGGUUUUGCAGUAACUCUGUGAUUCCAGCAGGUAUGCAAAUUUUGAUUCCAUACCUCAUGUUUUUAUUUCGAUGUAAAUGAGAUGUGGAACCAAAAUUUGUAGUCCUGUUUGGCGCCAUAUAACCUAUACUGUGUUGGUGCGCCAUAAAACCCAAAUAAAUAAAUAAAUAAAUAAAUAUUCUUUAAAUUCUACAUUGUAGAAAUUUUCUAUGUACAAGUAUCCUGUUGAAAUUAUGAGUAUUCCAUAUCUCCCAUGAUCAUGAAAACUUGCUUGAAGUCCAGAUUUUGAAAUAAGACAUUGUUGAAAAAUCAUGCUCUCCUCAAAUUCUACAUUACAAAAUAUCUUUUUAACCAAACAUGAAACAACUUGAGAAAAUUCAAACAUUCCCUUAGCUGGAAACAGUUUUUGUCGAGCCCACUUGCGGAAGAUAAGGCAUAGUUGUCCAAAUGGCUGUUCGGUGUAUGUGCAUGCAUCAGUGCAUGUGUGCGUGUGUGCAUCCGUCCGUCUGGGUUUGUUUGUCUGGACCAUAAUUUUGACAUGCAUGGAGCAAUUUUGUUUAUAUUUGGCAUGAAUGUUACCUCAGUGAGACGGAGUAUCAUGCACAAACGCCAAGUUCCUAUCUCAAGGUCUAGGUUACAUUUGAAGGUAAAAUGUCAGGUCAGAUAUUGUCCGGCCCAUUACUUUGGCAUGCAUUGAGGAAUCUUGUUUAUAUUUGGCAUGAAUGUUAACCUCAUUGAGACUGAGUGUCAUGUGCAAACCCCAGGUUCCUAUCUCAAAGGUCAAGGUCACAGUUGGAGGUCAAAGGUCAAGGUCACAGUUGGAGGUCAAAGGUCAUGUCAGAUCUUGUCCGGCCCAUUACUUUGACAUGCAUUGAGGAAACUUAGUUUAUAUUUGGCAUGAAUGUUCAACUUAAUGAGACAGACUAUCUCAAAAAUCAAGGUCACAAUAAGGGGUGAAAGGGCAGGCUCGACAUGUUGCCCGUGGGCAUCUAGUUUUAUAAAUCUAGUUUUAUAAACUAUGUAAAAAUUGGAGUGAUAAAAUUAAAGUUAUAAAUGGUGUUCAAAAACAACUGUUAAAAUGACUGUAAAAAUUACUGUUAAGUCACUGAAAUAUCUGCUGUUUAACUUUGUAUAUACAUGUGUACAACCUUUUACUAUAGGUUUAUUAAUUGCUCAUAUUUUUCAAGGGUUGGUAUAAGUAUUUCAACAGUCUGUGAAACACUGUAUUGCUUAAAUUAGUUCCAUUUGAUAAACUGGCACUUUAUUGGGUUGUUAUUUUAAGUUUAAAACAUGUAUACAAUAUCAUUGGCUUAGUACUGUUUCUUUGCUGUCCUUAUUAAAGCAGGCAAACCAGUGUUAGUCUCAGUACGUGCAUGCUUGUUGUUUAGCAAUGAAAAAACGUUUUUAGACUUUAGAGUAGUUUAACACCUAGAAUUGAAGACCUAUUUUCAGCAUAUUAAGUUUGUGAUUUUUUUGUACAAAGAAUUUAUUAGAUUAAAUCAAAUUGAAAAUGAA